UAUUUUGAAAAAUAUAAUAUUUUUUAUUUAGAUGAAUCCAAUGAAGCUAGAUUUGAACAAUAAAAAAUUCCAUUAGUUAUUAGUAUUUAUGGUUUUAAUUACUUUUAAUAACUGAACUAGAAUGGAAGGUACGUUAAGCAAAUGGACAAAUGUUGUUAAAGGAUGGCAGUAUCGUUGGUGUGUACUUGAUGACAUCUCAGGGACACUAUCAUAUUAUACGUCUCGGGAAAAAAUGGUACGUGGUGUACGCCGUGGUUGUGUUCGUUUGAAAGGAGCUAUGAUUGGCAUUGAUGAUGAAGAUAAUCUUACGUUUACUGUAACUGUAGAUGGUAAAACAUUCCAUUUUCAAGCAAGGACUCGUGCUGACCGAGAGCUUUGGAUACGCGCUUUAGAAGAUACCAUACAAAAACAGUUGUAUGGAUAUAGAGUUAAUCAAAUACAGGUUAAUAAUGAUGCUGUCGUACCUACUUUGGAAAGUUUUGAUAAGAAAUUAGGAGAAGCUGAUGCUUAUUUACAGCUUCUCAUUGAACAAACUAAGAAUUUAGAAGUAAAAAUGAAUUCAAUGUGUGAGGAAGACAAAGCACAUUGUGAAUGUAUUAUUUCAGAAACUAAUAAAUUAAUGGACCAAGUAAAGCAUUCAAUUGUGAUGUUACAAAUAGCUAAGAAUACCGCAUUCCCCGUAAAUGGAUCAUAUAGAACAACAUCUGUUUCCACAGAUUAUGAUUUCCCUAGUUUAGAAGGAGAUACGGGUAGUAUAGAAUAUGGCGCUGAAUGUGAAGAACGUCCUAGAAGAGACUCUCAACCAAUGGAUAAUGAUAUUCCAGAUGUCUCUUAUUCUUCGUCUGAAGACGAUUUUUAUGAUGCUUAUGAAGACGAAGAAGAGUGGUCAAAACCUAGUCAAACUGAACCAGUGCCUGCAAUGCGACGAAAAUACAAGAACCGAAUACUUGUUGGUGGAAGUGAACCAGUUCUAGAAAAUACUGGAAAUUUGACUCAGUCUGGAUCUUCAGAUUUAAAUCAAAUAUCUAUUGAUUCUACCGAUCGGAACGUUGCAAAUAUGUCAAAAAAAAAGGAUAGUUACAGCAAAGACAAUAUAAUUGUACCUACUUAUUCAGAUGGCUCUAUAAAUUAUGAUGCUAUUUACGAAGAUCAAGAUGAAUCUGAUGUAACUAUGCAGGGUUCAGUUGUUACACAUCUCAUAUCUCAAGUGAAAAUUGGUAUGGAUUUAACAAAAGUUGCUUUACCAACAUUCAUUUUAGAAAAACGUUCAUUAUUAGAAAUGUAUGCUGAUUAUUUAGCUCAUCCUGAUUUAUUUCUUAAAGCAAAUGACUUGGAAACACCUGAAGAAAGAAUGGUUCAAAUAGUACGUUGGUAUUUAUCUUCAUAUCAUGCUGGUCGAAAUUCUGCUGUUGCAAAAAAACCCUAUAAUCCAAUACUUGGUGAAAUAUUUCGUUGUCAUUGGGAUGUACCUGGAGUUACUACAGGAGAGCCAGAAUUGUCAAAUGAUAUUACAGCUCAAAAUAAUUCAGAAGCAGCUGUACUUAAUCAAGAAGAAAACCCUUUACCUUGGACUGAUCCUGAUCAAUUGAUAUUCCUUGCAGAACAAGUUUCUCAUCACCCCCCUAUAUCUGCAUUUUAUGCUGAGCACAAGAAAAAAAAAGUAACUCUUUGUGCAAGUGUGUGGACUAAAUCUAAGUUUCUUGGCUUAUCUGUUGCUGUUCACCAUGUGGGACAAGGUAUUGUAAGAUUAUUAAAACAUAAAGAAGAAUACAUUUCAACAUUCCCAAGUGGUUAUGGCAGAUCAAUAUUAACUGUGCCAUGGAUUGAGCUAGGUGGGUCUGUAACUAUAACAUGUCCACAAACAGGUUACCACUGUGAUAUAGAAUUCCAUACUAAACCAUUCUAUGGUGGAAAGAAACACCGCAUUACUGCAGAAGUAUUCGGACCUAAGACAAAAAAGCCUUUUCUAACUAUUUCUGGUGAAUGGAAUGGUUCUAUGGAAGCUAAAUGGGCUGAUGGUAGAACUGAAAUGUUUGUUGACACUAAAGCAAUUGAAGUAAUUAAAAAGAGAGUUCGUAAAGUCGCUGAACAAGAUACUAAUGAAUCUAGAUACAUUUGGAAAAAAGUUACAUUAGGUCUCAAAGUUGAUAAUGUUGAUCAAGCUAGUCAAGCUAAAGCUGAAAUCGAACAAAAACAGAGAAAUGAAGCUGAAGUUCGAAAAGAAAAUAAUGAAGUUUGGAUUCCACGAUGGUUUGUGCAAAAUGGAGAAAAUUGGGAAUACAAAUCUCCAUUAGAAAAACAAUUAGGCGUGACAUUUGAAUCAAUGCCAUCAUGACAACCCUAAUAAUUUGCAUUAAAAUAAAAUCCUAAUUAUGUAUAAAUAUACACGUUUAAUGUAUAUUCAUCAUCUAAGUAUUCAAAAUAUAUUUGUUUAUAUAUUUAAAGAUGUUUUGGCGCAAUAUCAAUAACUAUAUUUUUAUUCCCAAUAUAUUUUUAUUCGGUGACUUAAAGAAAAUUGGUGAAUAGUCACAAUUUUGUUACAAUCAAAAAAAAAUUAUCGUAGUGUUUUAUGUAUAUAUAUCUUAUAGAAAAUUAUGUCAUUAUUGUUGUUACCAGAGUUAUUAUUUGUAUUCACUUUGUAUGUGAAUCAGUCACAAAUACAAUUUAUUAGCUUACU
Molecule: messenger RNA, 2677 nt
Organism: Rhopalosiphum maidis (corn leaf aphid)
Lineage: Eukaryota; Metazoa; Arthropoda; Insecta; Hemiptera; Aphididae
Product: oxysterol-binding protein-related protein 9
Exons: 17
Coding region: 122-2335 (737 amino acids)
Cellular component (GO): membrane; cytosol; intracellular membrane-bounded organelle
Molecular function (GO): sterol binding
Source: RefSeq, a predicted model, not a curated record